Molecule: messenger RNA, 1425 nt
Organism: Gadus morhua (Atlantic cod)
Lineage: Eukaryota; Metazoa; Chordata; Actinopteri; Gadiformes; Gadidae
Gene: nkx2-9
Product: NK2 transcription factor related, locus 9 (Drosophila)
Exons: 2
Coding region: 398-1126 (242 amino acids)
Biological process (GO): cell differentiation; regulation of transcription by RNA polymerase II
Cellular component (GO): nucleus
Molecular function (GO): RNA polymerase II cis-regulatory region sequence-specific DNA binding; DNA-binding transcription factor activity, RNA polymerase II-specific
Source: RefSeq, a predicted model, not a curated record
UUGACGAUACGAGACGAAUCUGUAAUGAUGACGAGUGUUUCCUUCGGUCAUUGUUGAGGAGCUGCUGCUUGUUAUCCCCGGGGCCGCCACACCUACCGCCAUUGGGUGACAGCACUCGAGCUUUUCAGGUGCUUACCGUACCCCCCCUGAGGAGAGAAGCGACCCCGUGUUUGCCUCCUGAAGUGCUGUUUAUAUAAACACUGAGCCUCCGCGCACACAUCGCCACUCUGCGUUAGGGUGUUGUGACAGCGACCGUUCGACGCGCAAACUCCAAAUUCUCAAGUGGAGAAGAUCCGCAAGUAGUGUUUACUCCCACGGUUGUUUCCAGUUCUUUGAGAAGAAUAUUUCUGAAUUUGGGAAAGGUUUUACGCACACGUUUUCAAUUCUUCCUGACGCAAUGGCCAACGUGCCAACAAAAUUGAGUUUUUCCGUCCGGAGCAUUCUGGAUCUUCCCGAGCAUGAGUCCGAGGCGGCUCCAGUCCUCUCGCGCCCCAGCUCGCACUAUUCCUCCUGGAUGGACUACGGCGGGAGUCCUUAUAUGUCUUCGGACGAAGGCGGCCUUGAGGCGUCCCCCGAUUCCACCAAACCCGAAGACUCCGCCGCGGACUCAGAGUCCGACCAGAACUCAUCCGCCAACAGUAAGAAGAAGAAGCGCCGCGUGCUCUUCUCCAAGGCCCAGACCUUCGAGCUCGAGCGACGGUUCCGCCAGCAGCGGUACCUGUCGGCCCCGGAGCGCGAGCAUCUAGCGCACCUGCUCGGCCUGUCGCCGACGCAGGUGAAGAUCUGGUUCCAGAACCACCGCUACAAGAUGAAGAGAGGACGCGCCGAGGCCUCGCAGGAAAUGGCCCAAUCUCAAAUGCUGCGCAGAGUCGUCGUGCCGAUUCUGGUUCGGGACGGAAAGCCUUAUCAGAGCUCCUUAUUUGACGCGGAUCGGGACGGUUGCAUGGCGCCCGGUGCCUCUCACGCACCCUCCUUCUCCAUGGCGUCCUACCCGUCCUUCCAGCACGCGUCCACGGUCGCCCUCGCGCCCAGAUACCAGCACUUUGCCAGCCCAGCCGCAUCCAGACAUGCGUUCGUGUGGAGAGACCUUUGGAACAAUUCAGUUCACUUCAGUGCCUUUAAGUAAUGAAGGCCUCGUGCGGCCGAAAAAGCUCAUUUAGAACUGCAUCAAAUGCAACUGCAUCUGAGCGUCUGCUUUUGAGACAUUUACAGCCACUUAAACAUUUGUAGAUUUUCAAUAGAAGAAAAACAUUUUGCACAUUUUAUUUUGUUACAAAUGACUGUGGCUAUUUUGAAACCAUAAUGUUGAUAUUUUCUCAUCUGGGUUCACUAUUUGGCCCUAUAUAUUUUUUUGUUCAUUCGUUGUUGUCGUUGAAUUCCAUAUUUGUAUACUAAUGUUAAAUGGACAAUAGGCCGUAGAUAUGU